Dinoponera quadriceps is the source of this 5400-nucleotide messenger RNA. RefSeq names its product beta-TrCP (gene slmb). The coding region runs from base 598 to 2172 and encodes 524 amino acids. NCBI's taxonomy places the organism in Eukaryota, Metazoa, Arthropoda, Insecta, Hymenoptera, Formicidae. The record is from RefSeq and is a predicted model, not a curated record. The transcript is spliced from 9 exons. Gene Ontology annotation, molecular function: protein dimerization activity.
GUCGUGCGCGGCCAUACUUUCGUUCCUCUCCGUCCGUUCAGUUUGAUUCAGUCUGCGCUGCGAAGAAGACUGAGUUACGCUCGACGCGAUAUUGCGCAAUAUUACUCCGAUAAUACCCAUCGCGACGAGGAGGAGGUAGAGAGUGAGAGAGAGAGAAGGCAGGGACAGGCGGGCUCUUCUAGCACUGGUUCCUCGGUCAGACGCCGCCGCUAGUGACACGGUUAUCGCCACGGGCUGUGGUUCGUGUUGAAAUGUGGCUCCGACUUCUCGUGCAUGGCGACGGCUCGUGAGCGUCCCCGUCGCCGCUGUCUUGUGUCGUCCGUGGUGCUGUGUCUCGGGCUGUAUUGAACGGUGCUCUUUCCACCCGGGUCGUUCUCGCGUUCGUUCGCCCGCGUCGUCGUUCUUCCGUUUGGACGGUAUCGUCGCACUCACACAUCCCCGCGGAGAGUGCCGUCCCGACGAUUCUCUCACGCCCCACGCCUCUCGCGCGCGUGAAAAACGCACCACCACCACCACCGCAGGCUCCCUCGCCCGUAGUAGUCGCGCCUAACGUGGAACACGCGAACACGACGCGCCGACGCUCUGUGUGCUCGGAGGAUGAACAACAUGGAAACGGACAAGAUUAUCGACGACACGAACACGAAUAUGCAGUAUCCAGUGACGAUACUCUAUGACCCCGCCCGCAAGAAAGAACCUAUGGGAGUGUCCGCUCAUUACGGGCAGGAGAGAGAAAUCUGUAUGAAGCUCUUCGAAAGAUGGAGCGAGCCGGAGCAGGUGCAUUUCGUCGAGCAACUGUUAGCGCGGAUGUGUCACUAUCAGCACGGCCACAUCAAUGCGUAUCUCAAGCCGAUGUUGCAAAGAGACUUCAUCUCGCUUUUGCCAAAAAAGGGACUGGACCACGUGGCGGAGAGCAUCCUGUCGUACCUGGACGCCGAUUCGCUGAUCGCCGCGGAGCUGGUGUGCAAGGAAUGGCACCGAGUGAUCAGCGAAGGGAUGCUGUGGAAGAAGCUGAUCGAGCGCAAAGUCCGGACCGACUCUGUUUGGAGAGGGCUCGCCGAAAGGAGAGGAUGGAUACAGUACCUUUUCAAGCCGAGGCCAGGCGAGAGCCAUCCCAACCAUAAUUUCUACCGGUCUCUUUACCCGAAGAUCGUCAAGGAUAUCGACAGUAUAGACAACAACUGGAGGAUGGGCCGUUUUAAUCUUCAGCGAAUCAAUUGCCGCAGCGAGAACUCGAAAGGCGUCUACUGCUUGCAGUACGACGAUCAGAAGAUAGUGUCCGGGCUGCGGGACAAUACGAUAAAAAUUUGGGACAGGAACACUCUACAGUGCAUCAAGGUGUUAACGGGACACACGGGCUCGGUCUUGUGUUUGCAGUACGACGAUAAGGCUAUAAUAUCCGGCUCCUCGGACAGUACCGUAAGAGUUUGGGACGCUAACACGGGAGAGAUGGUCAAUACGCUGAUUCAUCAUUGCGAGGCAGUAUUGCAUCUCCGAUUUAACAACGGCAUGAUGGUUACUUGUUCGAAGGAUCGCUCGAUCGCGGUUUGGGACAUGGUGUCGCAGACGGAAAUCGCGCUUAGGAGAGUACUAGUCGGACAUAGGGCAGCGGUGAACGUGGUUGACUUCGACGAGAAGUACAUAGUUUCAGCCAGUGGUGAUAGGACUAUUAAAGUAUGGAACACGUAUAGCUGCGAAUUUGUGCGAACAUUAAACGGACACAAGCGCGGUAUAGCGUGUUUGCAAUAUAGGGAUCGUUUAGUAGUUAGUGGCAGUAGUGAUAAUACCAUUAGACUGUGGGACAUCGAGUGUGGCGCGUGUCUACGCGUUCUCGAGGGACAUGAAGAGCUAGUAAGGUGCAUUCGGUUUGACAGCAAGCACAUCGUCAGCGGCGCUUACGACGGUAAAAUUAAAGUUUGGGACUUGGUCGCUGCUCUGGAUCCACGUGCGCUUGCAAAUACGUUAUGCUUACGUACAUUAGUGCAUACCGGACGUGUUUUUCGCCUUCAGUUUGACGAAUUCCAAAUUGUCUCAUCGUCUCACGAUGAUACAAUACUCAUUUGGGACUUUCUCAAUUACAAUCCGUCGAGUGGAGGGAACGUAUGCAGCGGACGAUUGCCGAUGGAUGGAACGUCAAAUCAAUCCGAUACCAGAUCUCCAUCUCCAUUCGAGUGAUGCAUCAACACAGAGAUUCCUUUAUUGUGAUACAAUCUGGUGGUUUUAUCUCCCAACUGGUUAAUGAGUGCAUCCAAUGUGUUCACGAUAGUGUGCGCAAAGGUCGAGAGAAUCAGUGUCCAGUGUGAACGGCAACUAAAUAGACGCAGACACAUAGGAAGGAACUUGGUCAAUGAAUUUGGUUUAUCGUUUGCUGUGAGAGCAAAGGAAAUUCUCGAGAACAGGGAAAUAUACGGACUGACCUGUGAAACUAUAAAUUAUAAUUUAUAUUGCGCUUGUGACGCACUGCGUUUAGGUACGAACGGUAUGUUGUUGAAACCACGUAAAAUACAUCCCAUGGAUGUAAAAAAAUCGUCUGCUUUGGCCAUAUCUGGAAUUCUUCUACGCUCUAUGACAUGAUAGAAGUCGACCAUUUUCCUAUGGUAAAAAAAAAAAAAAGAAAACAAAACAAAAAGAAACAACGGAGUGAAAAAAGAAAAGACUUACAAUACGUAAUAAUGCGAAGCGUUUUUAGGGAGGCUUACACACUUAAUAAGACGUUAGAUGUAUUAUAGUAAAUUAAUGAUUUUUUUUAUGUAAUUAAUUUAUGGUAAGAAAAUUGUAAGUUGUUGGUUUGAUUGGAGUACUUAUCUUGUGUGAAUGUGCAAGAGGAAAUUGACACACGUGAAGAUUGACGUGUUGCCCUGUCUUUCGAAGAAAAGCUAAUGUAUCCAUGUCCAGAGUUAUAAAGAUCAUUAAUUGAGUAUAUAUAUAUAUAACUUUUUCGUGGUAGACAUUAUAAACUUUGUGAAAUUCAUAUAUUAUUUAAAAAAAAAAAGAAACGAGUGAAGAGCCAGCAAACUCUACACAGUUGUUCGAAACAACACUAUAUUUGCAUUUAAAACACAAUUAAAAACUACAUUGGAAUGUAAAUAUUAUUUUAUUAUUAUUAUUAUAUACAUAUAUAUUAUUAUUCAGACAGACAGAGAGAGAGAGAGAGAGAGAGACAAGGUAAUGAUCUUAAAAUGAUCUUAGGUAGUGUAAUGUAAAAAGGAACAGCAAACAUUACUAUUAAUUUUUAUCUUGACCGUUUGAUCUCGUUUAAAUCGUCUUAUUCAUGCUUUUUGUAUAAUAAUACGUUUCUCACUUUUAUAUUCGCCCAAAUCGCUACGUAUUCGGAUGUACAUCGAUACUGCUUUUCUCCUUUUGUGCGAGAGAAAGAGAGAGAGAGAGCGAGAAAGAGAGAGAGAGAGAGAGAGAGAGAGAGACGAAAUUUCUGCGAUCUAAUUGUAUUUCGUGGGAAGCAACUUAAGCGCAACCAAAUAACUUGGACACGAGCGAACAAGAGGUAUCUUCAUUCCGAUCUAUACUUGUGUACAUAAUCGAAUGUUUAAGAACAUAGUUCAAUUACGUGGGAAUCGAACGGCAUCGGUGUGAUGCGUCCUAAAUGGUUGUGACAUUUAAGGAGUAGUUUGUGCUCCGUGCGGACGCCGUUGUAUUACUAAAACGCUAAACUGCGAAGCAACGCCGUCGGAAUUUCCGAUGUGACAUCACGCGAUACCUCAGGAUACUUUUAUUGGUUAUUUAAUAACGAAUUCAGUUGCGAGAGAAGUACUAUGCGUAAAAACGAAACGAACGAACGAACGAACGAACUCUAUGUCUCAGUGGACACCUUCACAAUUUUCUAAUUACGAGAAGAGUGAAAUUUCGAAUUAUAUUCCGAAUAUGCGUUUCGUUGAUGACGGUCAGUAAAGGGUACGAUCUAAUAUAAUCGCUUAUAAACCAUCUGUCAAAUAAAUAUAAUGGAUUUAUGCAGAACGAAUUGUCACGGUAAAUAAUAAUAAUAAUAAUAAUAAUAAUACACAUUUCGCAAGACGCAACUUUUCACGACGACUCGAGCGUUUCAGCCCUACGAUAAGAUACUCGGUGCAGGAAGAGUUCAUGCACAUAUAUAUAUAUAUAUAUGUGUGUGUGAUUUUUCGAUGUUGAUUUCCGUACAUGUAUGCGAGACGAUUAAUUUUCAAGUUUUUUGUACGAGCAAAUAUAUAGAAUGCUAUUUACACAAUGGUACACAUUGAGACAGUAAGACUGUAUUCUAAACUCUGACAUUUAGAAUACGUGAAAUUUGUUUACUCUCUUAUAUAAUGCACAAUUAAGAAGAAGAAAGAAAGAAAGAAAGAAAGAAAGAAAUGAUAAUUAUGGCGAAUAUUUAUUUGCGCCGUAAGAACGCGUUUCGACAACGUUUUAAGCAGGAUUAUUAAAGCGCGAGGGGUAAAAGAAAAUGUUAGAAAUUACGUACGAGUUGCACGGAAACGUACAAACAUUGUGAUUUCGAGAAAUAGUGCGAUCGAGAAUGGGAAUUUUGUAUAAUUUUAAGGUACGUAUAUGUACAUAUAUAUACACACACACACGCGCGCGCGCACACGCACACACACGGGGUAUCACAGUGUGCGAAGCUACUUUGGUAGAGUACAGCAUACGUAGUAGUCCUUGAGUUUGUGACUUAUUUCAAAGUGAGUAGAUAAAAUAAUAGCAUAUAACAGUGAGCGUAGCCAAGCAUUAACAUACUCUUUACGAGCGUAUUCUCCAUCGUCCUUCCAUUAUCUAUGAAUACGCGAAUGUAGGUAUUAUCGAUAUACAUACAUACAUACAUACAUACAUAUAUAUAUAUAUAUAUAUAUGUAUAAAAGAGAAAACGAUCGUUCACUGCGUCCUAUAUUCCUUAUUGGGAUAUGGAAACAUUUUUUUCGUUCGGGACAUCGGUAACCGAAGGAUUUCGUUUAAGAAUCUUCUCUCCGUCUUGGAUCUUGUAUAGGAAAAUUCACCCGAAAAUUAUUUCUUCCCGAAUACAAUAGAAAGAAAGAGAGAGAGAGAGAGAGAGAGAGAGAGAGAGAGAGAGAGAGAGAUUUCAGACACGCAUACAUAGAAAUCUGGAAUAUUAUGAAACGUGUAACCAUACAUACACACAUAUAUACACGUAUGUAUGUAUGGUACAAGAUGUAAAAUGGUAGCACAAAAGAAAUGGAAAUUCAUACUUUUAAAGAGGUCUUCGUAUCAUAAGAUGUGCGAUUUGAUCGCGACGUGGACAUUUGCAAUUGUCGAGAGAGUGUCGCUGAAAUAUUUGUAAGAGGACAUUGUGAUGCUUUAUUGUUAAUACCGGCAUGAAUCUUUGUGUAUGGGAGUAACUGAAUAGAGAGGAUACAAAGGCUGUGCAAAAGCUAUAUUCGAAAUAUAAUACCUACACAAGAA